Molecule: messenger RNA, 1734 nt
Organism: Chlamydomonas reinhardtii
Lineage: Eukaryota; Viridiplantae; Chlorophyta; Chlorophyceae; Chlamydomonadales; Chlamydomonadaceae
Exons: 4
Coding region: 115-783 (222 amino acids)
Biological process (GO): RNA processing
Molecular function (GO): ribonuclease III activity
Source: RefSeq, a predicted model, not a curated record
AAACCUAUUUCGCCAUUUCGCUUCUUUCCGCGGUCCGUUGUGUGAUAUAUGUAGCAUGUAACAAAACAUCACCAGCUGCCCAUACACAUAUUUAGGUGUAGCUGCUUACUCGAAAUGGCGCUCCGGACCGCUCACACGCCGCAGCAGCUGGCCUACCUCGGCGAUGCUGUAUGGUCGUUGCAUGUGCGUUGCAAGUACCUCUCGCCUCCAAAGGUGUUUGCCUCCUACCGAGGAGCCGCGGAGCGCCACACCAGCGCGGCCCGGCAGUCCGCCUACCUGGACUGCCUGCUGUCCUCGGGCUGGCAGCUCAGCCCUGCCGAGGCCGAGCUGCUGGGCUGGUCGCAGCGCGUGCAGGGAGGCGGCGCCGGAGGCGGAGCGGCAGCAGGGGCAGCAGUAGCAGCACCAAACUCAGCAGCAGCAGACGGAAAUGUAGGAGGAGGAGGAGAAGGGCCAGAUGGAGCAGGGGGUCCUGGGGGCGGCACGGAAGCGGCGGCAGGAGGCCGGGCCGCUGGCGUUUGCGGCCGGGCGGGGCCGGGCCGGAGAGGCGGCCGAGGCGGCCGGGGUCGAGGGCUGGCGGCCGCGGGGACCGGUGAUGGGCGGCUCAAGUUCCGCGGGCGGUUCACCUCAGCGGGAGGCCAACAGGAUGCGUACCGGCGGGCUACCGCGUUUGAGGCCGUGCUGGGCCACCUGUCCCUGUCCGACCCGCCCCGGCUGCAGCAGCUGCUGACCGCCCUGGAGCCCCACAUGGAGCAGGUGGACGGCGGCGAGGAGGGGCGGCAGUAGCAGGCGCUGACAGGGGCAUGGAGCAGGGGCAGUAGCAGGGGCCCGGAGAGCUGGCACGGAGCUGGCAGUAGCAGUGGCGGGCGGGAGGAGCGGUGUUGGCUCGUGGCAGCGAGAGGUGUGAGGGCACUGCGCAACAAAGAGUGCUGCGUUGCCAAGCAGAUUGUUGCAGGGACCGGGGGGGGCUAAAGGUGGCGGGCGGGAAGCGGCCGUGACGGAAGUGUUCGAGAUUGUGUAGGCAGCGACGUGUUAAUGAGCCGGCUGCGUUGCAGUAUGUAAGCAGCUUGUGCGACAGUGGUGGGGGUGGCCUUAUACAUGGUUGGGUGAGUUGGAGACGGGAGAAGUGCAUUGCGGAGCGGCGCGUGGUGCGGCACAAUGCGCGACGUCCCGAUGACCCUGAUCAUAUUGGAUUCAUACGUUCUGCUUUGGGUCGCUGCAUGCAAGUGACGAAAGCGUGAUACAGUAAUAGCACCCUGAGCAGUAGCGUUGCAGUACGGUAGCAUGGGCCCGUUUGGGUACAUCUACCUGUGCGAGGCGCCAAUCAAUGACAUGAUGCAUACUGGGGCCUGGGACGCAAGUGGAGUUCCCAGCGGGUGGGUGGGACGUGCUUCUGAGUGUGCCGUAGUGCAGAACCGCAUAGCGCGUGCUAAGAACUACAUGCGGUCGAGUGGAGUAACGUGUGUGCUGGGACUGGAUGCGAUGGGAGUCAUGGGACAGGGUAAGGGGCAGGUUGGCGGCAUUGCGGCUGGAAUUGCGCCUGGACGGAACUUGAAGUUAGCCCGGCGGCCCGGUUGCUCGUUGUCAUGCGAGCUACUCCCUGCGCUGACAGUGAACUGAUAGCCUUCAGGCAUUGACCUGGGAAACAGGCACAAGGGUACGCCCAUGGGGCAGCGUUCAUAGAAACGAGCGGACGGGAGGCUGCGGGGAAGAAGGCGCAUGGGUAAGAAGGUGCCG